GUGGUUGGGAGCUGGGCACACCCCUCACACACCCUCCCUAUCCCCGCCUCAUCGCCUUAUUCCACUCCCGUCGUCCCCUCUCCAUCGUCCCCCUCUUCUCCAUCCCUCUCUUCAUCCUCCCACCCGGCACCUCCCCAUCAUCCCCAGCCCCGUUAUCCCUCCCGUGCCCCGCAGGCGCUGCAGAGCCGCGGGUACCAGAAGCUGGUGCUGCAGGUGGGCCGGGGCUCGCUGCCCCAGGCGCAGCCCAGCAGCAGCUCGGCCGUGGCGGUGGAAGUGUUCCGCUUCAAGGACUCGCUGGCUGAGGAGCUGCAGAGGGCAGAUCUGGUCAUCAGCCACGCAGGUGCUGGUAGCUGCCUGGAGACUCUAGAGAAAGGAAAACCACUAAUAGUAGUAAUAAAUGACAAGCUGAUGGACAACCAUCAGCUUGAGCUGGCCAAACAGCUCCACAGAGAUGGCUGUGUCCUCUACUGUAACUGCAGGUAUGGAGCUGCUGUGGCUGUUCCUGCUGGACAAGAACAUUCAGUCCAUGUGACUGCAGAGCUGAGAAUGUAACAACGAAAUGUACAUCCUUCUCUGUAAUCUCCAUCUGGAUACUAGAUUUGCCAGAGUGAAUACUAACAUUAGGUAGUAAUUUACCACACUUACCAAGCCUUUUGACCAUGGCCUCUUUUAAUUAUUUUUUUCUAUUUGAGGGUACGUGUCUUUAGAUUAAAAGAAGAAAAACACUUGAAUUCAGGGAGAUUCAUAAAUCAGACAUUAUCUGGUUAGUAACUUUAAGUACUUCUGCUUUUCAAGUACUUAUUCAGGCUGCCCUUUUAACCAAACUUCCUGAAUCCACCAUACCCUCUGACAAGGGGUUUCACAGAUCUACUGCCUGUCACUUCAGGGGAAAAACCCAAAUGAAACAAACAAAACACACCAAAAAAAAACCACCAAAAAAAAACCAAGCAAAAAACACAUGAAAAAAUCCCACAGUCACCAAAACCACCUAGCUCCUUUUUUUACCAAAAACUCCUGUUUGGUUUAUUUCUUCUCCAGGUUUUGACUGUGUCUUACUGUUUUCUCUUUGCUUGUGACUGACUCCACUCUUAAAAUAACAGAUGACUUUUAAACUGAAGGCAGAGAAAAUGUCACUCCCAUUACUUAGUCUUCAUCUUGUUCCUUUGCCCUGCCAGCAGAAUUUCAUGUUUCAGAAGAGCUUUCUGAACAGACCAGGCCUGGCAUUUGUUUACACUGAACAAGUUUCUUAAACUCAUUAUCUUGGUGCUUCUUGUCAGCUUUGGAAUUUUUAUUUCUUUGUGUUGGGCGGUGCCAAGCAUUUGAGCCUUAUUUGCAGCCUGAUAAUAGCAAGUAACAGAUUGACAUAGCUGUUCUUUCUGGCUCUCUGAUCAGGGGAGAACUCUGCCAUGUGUUCAAAUAGGAUGGAUUUCCUCCUGUGCUUUAUGGAGAAGAGCCUCAGAUCUUGUUCAGUCUCCCAGCAUUGCAACCACAGAGGAUUAAAAAGUUUAAAAGUUUGAGUUUGUCUCUGAAAGAUAGAGAAGUGUGUUCUCAGCAAUGCUGCAUACAAGCCAGUGCUGGCUGGGGCUGCUGCUCUGUGCAUUCUCUUCCUUUCCAUACAGACCCUUAUUUAAUAUUUCCAUGCUA
This is a messenger RNA of Cyanistes caeruleus (blue tit), 1644 nucleotides long. Lineage: Eukaryota; Metazoa; Chordata; Aves; Passeriformes; Paridae. The record is from RefSeq and is a predicted model, not a curated record.